Messenger RNA from Postia placenta MAD-698-R-SB12, 905 nucleotides. RefSeq lists its product as hypothetical. Lineage: Eukaryota; Fungi; Basidiomycota; Agaricomycetes; Polyporales; Adustoporiaceae. The record is from RefSeq and is a predicted model, not a curated record. Bases 53 to 868 code for a protein of 271 amino acids. The transcript has 7 exons.
AACUCAAACAAGUCCUCAUCGAGCUGAGUUCGAAGCUUUGAAGCAGUGUCGAAUGCCGAUAGAGACCAUUUAUAUCGCCAGACAUGGGUUUCGGCUGAAUUGGGUGACCACUCAGUGGAAGUCAGUUACAGGCUUGCCCCGCGAUCCCCCUCUUGCCGCCUUCGGUUUGACCCAGGCUGAGGAGCUAGCAGAGUACUUCAAGGGCCUGCCUGUUGAGGAGCGGCCGACAGCCAUCUUUUCCUCCCCUUAUUAUCGCUGCCUGCAGACAUCAAACCCUACUUCCGUCGCGUUGGACGUCCCGAUCUUUGUUGAACACGGUCUCUCUGAAUGGUACUCGCCUGCUAGCCCCGGGACCGGGCUUCACCCUCGCCCCGCUUCCGCCUCUGCCCUUCGGGAGUUCUUCCCCGAAAUCGACGACUCGUGGGCCUCAAUCUGGUACCCCUCGCGCAAGGGCGAGGACGUUGAGCAAUGCCAUGACCGCUGCGGUGGCCUGCUCAAAGCUCUCAUCCCGGAGGUUGAGCGAAGGUUUGGCGACAGGCAUAAGAAGAUUUUGCUCGUGAGCCAUGCUGCGACGAUCAUCGCCCUAACCAGGGAGCUCCUGGGCGAUAGGUCGUUCCUCAUCAGAGUAGGAUGCUGCUCUAUUACCGAAAUGAGCCGAAAUGAGAAGCAAACGGCUGUCACCGGUCAGUGGUAUGCCAAGCGGGUUGCAGACGGUAGUCACCUCAAGGAAGGAGCCUCUCGAGACUGGGGCUUCGAGGAUAUUCAAAUCGCCGAUGGGAAGGUCGUCGAUGAUGUUGGAGUUCGAGGAGAGGAGAUGGAGGAGGACGAACCCGUCGGUCUACAAUUGCCAGAACUAUCGCGCAUGUAAACAGUUUUCAGAAUUCCAUGUGGAAUCACAUUCGGAA